Molecule: messenger RNA, 539 nt
Organism: Oreochromis aureus
Lineage: Eukaryota; Metazoa; Chordata; Actinopteri; Cichliformes; Cichlidae
Product: polyunsaturated fatty acid 5-lipoxygenase-like
Exons: 4
Coding region: 148-516 (122 amino acids)
Biological process (GO): lipid oxidation; linoleic acid metabolic process
Molecular function (GO): metal ion binding; oxidoreductase activity, acting on single donors with incorporation of molecular oxygen, incorporation of two atoms of oxygen
Source: RefSeq, a predicted model, not a curated record
GAGGGCACACUCAGCUUCUACUAGAAGACUGAUGGUGAGGUCGAGCAAGACUCUGAACUGCAGGCCUAGAUUAAGGACAUUUUUCAAUAUGGAUUCCUUUCACAAGAGAGCACUGGAAUUCCACAGAAAUUCACCACUGUGGAUGAGAUGGUCAAGUUUGUCACCAUGGCGAUCUUCACUUGCUCUGCACAGCACUCAGCUGUCAACUGUGGACAGCUGAAACAGAAACUAGCAGAGGACAACCCAGUCUUUUUCCCUACUGAUUCUGAGUACGACUGGUUGUUGGCCAAGAUCUUUGUGAGAAGUGCAGAUUUCAACCUGUAUGAACUCAAUGCUCACCUGCUGCGCACUCACCUGCUGGCUGAGGUUUUUACAGUCUCACUGCUGCGCAACCUGCCCAUGGUGCAUCCUCUGUACAAGUUUACAGCUUCUGGUGGAAAGGGUGCUGCCGAAAUCCUGAAGAAAUCACUGGCCACCGUGACCUACAACUCCCUCCUGACAUCUGACCCACGUUAAACUCAUGGACUGAACAUACACAC